Molecule: messenger RNA, 876 nt
Organism: Lactuca virosa
Lineage: Eukaryota; Viridiplantae; Streptophyta; Magnoliopsida; Asterales; Asteraceae
Source: the annotation of a GenBank genome assembly
AUGGGAGGACCUCUGGGGUUUGGAUGGAUCGAAGGAAGAAGAAGAAUGAAGCUGUGGUGGUCUUCGGUGAUUGAAGGGAAGAAGGAGUACAAUUGGGGUUGUGAAAUUGAUGGGAAAGAAGAAAAGAAACAGAAGGCGUUGUUUCCCUUGAUGUUGUCUGCUAUUGCUUGCAAGCUUGUGCUACUACUUCUAUCCUUAAUUGUUGUCCCAUGGAUGCUGCUGCCCAAGCCUUUCAUUUUAAAGGCACAUCAUAACAGGACACACCAAGGUUAUCAUGGCUCCCAUGAUCAUGAAGAAGAGUUUGAGUUCAGCGAAGUGUUAAGGUUCGAGAAGCUGGGACAGAUUGGGGGUGGGGGUGGUUGUAAAUGUGGUGAAAAAGUCGGCCCCACCACUAGGUCUGCUUUACUUGCCCUAGCUGCUCAUGCUACUGAUCCUGAUGAAGCUGAGAGAUUGAAAUUCCUUGCAUCUCCUGCUGGAAAGGAUGAAUAUGCUCAGUGGAUAGUGUCAAGCCAAAGAAGCCUUCUUGAAGUCAUGGAGGCUUUCCCUUCAGCUAAACCUCCACUUGGUGUUUUCUUUGCAUCUGUUGCCCCUCGCUUACAACCCAGAUACUACUCAAUUUCUUCCUCCCCUAAAAUGGCACCAGAAAGGAUUCAUGUUACUUGUGCAUUAGUGUAUGAGAAAACACCAUCAGGACGUGUCCACAAAGGAGUUUCUUUUUAUUUUCUUCCGAUAAAUAGCAACCAAAAGGGAACCGCAUUGGCUCCUUUUAGGGGUUUCCUUCAAGAAAGAUUAGCCCUAAAGAAAUCCGGAUCCCAACUUGGAUCAUCCGUUUUAUUUUUCGGAUGCAGAAAUCGCAAAGUACUCUUGAUCCUUUAA